Exophiala oligosperma is the source of this 3827-nucleotide messenger RNA. RefSeq lists its product as uncharacterized. NCBI's taxonomy places the organism in Eukaryota, Fungi, Ascomycota, Eurotiomycetes, Chaetothyriales, Herpotrichiellaceae. Bases 207 to 3326 code for a protein of 1039 amino acids. The transcript is spliced from 2 exons. The record is from RefSeq and is a predicted model, not a curated record.
GUUUCCUCCGUCGCGACCACCACAAUCCAUCUAAUACCCACCACCACCCGCAUUUGUACACUGCCGGCGACCGUCCUUCCUUCAUGACGCGUUUUCCCUGCCCUUUGUCGCGGCGUGCAUGAAUCCCUCCUCAACACCACUUUACUCGCCUUCCCUUCUAAUUGCGCCGCCAGCAUACGAACAUCCUCGACCGGCAACGCUUCAGGAUGGUUUUGUUUAAGAGGAAGCCUGUCCGAUACCUGCCACAUCCUUACAUUGACGACCAAGAGUGCGAUGUCUGGGUCAUUUCAGAGUCCAAUGAAGUAUUCGUCUCCUACGAUGCCUACCUCGAGCGCAUGGACUUUUUCAAGUCAAAGAGAUUCACAUGCGAGGUUACCGGUCGCUCGGGCCUGACCUACUUCGAUGCCUUGAGGAGUGAACUGGCAGGGUCUAAAGAGAUCGAUGAAGCAUUCCCGCAGGCGCUCCGAGAACCUGUACUACGAAGGGUCCAAUUCUCCACCACGUCCCGGAUCGACAACCUGGUGGAGGAAGUUUUCAACGAGUUCAAGAACGAUUUCUAUCCCGGCGAAUUGGUGACAGUCAUCCUCGAUGACUCUUCACGACUUAAUGGGCGUGUGAGAGACAAGGCCAAAUUCGCCGAGAUCAGGGGCAUUGACGGUGGAAUACUUAGGAAUGCGUUUUCCCGGUACUUUGUCAGAUUAAUCGACCGGCCGGACGAGGAGGCUCUGGUUGACGACCAGCAUAUCGUCAGAGACCGCAAGAUAUUCACAAAGCAGAUGCUCCGCUCGUUCAUCAAGAAUGCAGUCACCCGAGAAGGAUGGAUAGGCGCACCUUGGUUGGUCAAGCCCGAGAUUGCUGAACGCUUCCGGAUAGAUACCAAUGUCCCUCCGCACCUCCAGCACAGCACCAAGGUCGCAGCAAAGAAGGCUGAGAAGAGAAAUUCCAAUGUGGAGCAACAAGAUGGUAUGUUUGGUAUCUGGCAGCCCAAUAAGUUCCCCGAGCUGAAACCUGCUCCCAAAGCGCGAAAAGGCCACAGCCAUCAACAUCCCCAUCCUGAGCGUACGCUAGACCCUGCGGCCCAAGCAUACCACAACUUCUAUCACCAGAAUACCCCUUACGUGCCACCUCCCAUGCCUGACCCAGGCCUGUUGCCACGAUCCUGGGGUCACAUGCAACCGCCGCCUCAGCCUCCUUCGGACUAUCCACCUUAUUACGCCAACUAUCUCCCUCCCAACCAGCUGGCACCUAAUGGACAUUACUACCCCCCACCAGUACAACCACCUGCCCCUCAGCCUGUUCCGCUAAAGCAAGAGGUCGUGGUAGAAAUCCCUCCACCUCCUCCCAGUAUUAAAUAUCCCAUCGAGGACCUUGAUGUAGAGCCUGUCCGAGAUGGAACACACCGGCCAGCAUUGAAGUUUGUUACGAAAGAACUGUACUCCGAUGAGACACUGACCAAGGAUGCAAUUCCUGGACUCAAGGGGGAAAACAUUGGACUUUUGCUGGAGACCUGGAAUACGCUGAAUGUGUAUUGCCAGGUCUUGAAACUGGACUCCUUCACUUUCGACGACUUUGUAGACGCGAUGCAGUUCUCCUCGAUGGAGGUGGAUUGCGAGUUAUUCGUGGAGGUGCAUUGUGCGAUCCUCAAACAGCUCGUCAAUUCGGAAGCCGACAACGAAGGGGCCAUCCAAAUAUCUCUCCCAGACUUGCCCGACUCUGAUGAGGAGGAGGAAGAAGAAUCCGAAGAAGAGGAAAGUAAAGCCCCGACGCCAACGCCGGAACCAGAAUAUCCUGCCAAAAGAACUCGAAGUAGCCUUAACAAGGUCAAAUUUGCAGAACCAGAGCCAGAGCCUGUGGAGGAGGAAGUUGAGACUGUUCCACACCGAGCAGCAGAAAUGUUUGGUGAGUACGACUGGAUCAGCAGACUCCGGAAACGCGAUUUCAAAAAUGGAGGAUGGGAACUGGUGAUGGUUGGCCUGUUUCAUCAACUUUCGGGACGACCUCGACUUACAGACCUGUGCAACAAACUCCUCGCACACCUCGCACCUCUCGACGCCGAACCAACCAUCGAGACCGCCCGGAUACAAUACUCAACCAUGGACAUCAACUUGCGAGCGGAAGCAUUGCAAAUAAUUUGCCAGCUGUUCCUGGAAACAAAGACUGUUAAAGAUUUCCUGGAAGAUAUGAGCAACACCAUGACCCAAUACAGAAAGGCCAAGAUUGAGCACCAGCGAGCUCGGAAGGAGGCUUUGGCGAGGUUGAAGGAAUUACAGGUGGAACGAAAACUACUUGCACCAGAGCCUGAAAAAUCACCCAGCCCCGUGCCUGAGCUUGAGGAGGCAAUGGAAGUGGAGCAUGCCGGGGAGGGCGAUGUCUCUAUUCCGGACUCGGAGGACGAAGAGCCCGUUGUGACUCGGUCUCUACGGCGUGGGACUGAUCGAGCUGCGGAGCGAAAGAGAAAGCGUGAAGAAGAACAAGAACGAAAAGAAAAGGCGGCCGAAGCAAAACAGACUAAGGGCAGCAAAGAGUACCAGAAAGUUCUCAAGCAGAUCGAAAAGGAGCGAGAAAAAGUCCAGGCCGCGGAAGACGCCAUCAUCGUCGUUGACAGCGACUUGCGAGAGGCAGAUUGUCCUCGAACGAGGGUGCUGGGUAAGGACCGGUUCUGCAAUAGAUAUUGGUGGUUCGAACGAAAUGCAAUGCCGUACGGCGGUCUCCCAGACAGUUCAACGGCAGAUGCCGGCUACGCCAACGGUCGACUCUGGGUCCAAGGCCCGGAUGACAUGGAGCGAGAAGGCUUCAUCGAAAUUUCCAAACAGGAGCGGGACGGUUACUAUCGACGCUUCCAGAUGACUCCUGCGGAACGCAAGUCCCUGGAAGAAGGCCCGACGAGUUUGGUUAAUGCCAAACAAUGGGGAUUCUACGACACUGCCGAGGAUCUAGACAUGUUGAUUGGUUGGCUUGAAGGCCGGGGCGUGAGGGAGUCAAAACUCCAAAAGGAACUUGCUCUCCAAAGAGACCUCAUCAUCAAACAUAUGGAGAAGCGAGCCGAAUACCUCCUUCCUCGCGAGAAGUCGGAAGAACCACCUGCGCGCAUGUCGACGAGGACCAAAACUUACGUGAGUGACAAGUCACAUCGAUGCCUGAGGUGGAGGAACACCACGGCCGUUGCAGAGCAAGGUUAUCGCCAUGUUGAACCGCCUCCGAAACCACGACCGCGUGGGAAGAAGAACCAGUACGUGGUUGAGGAGAAGAUUACGUCCUCGGCACAAUCGGUCCUGAACAAGCAGGGGAAACCUGUCACUAGACAGGGAACGAGGUACAAUUUUUGAUCAACCUCAUAUGUGUCAGUCUCUGGGUGGUCUCUGAGUGUAUCGAGGGAAGGUUCUCGUCCAAUUUCGUUCUUGCGCAUAUUUUAGGGUGGGAAGAUGACGUUAUGAUAUCAGGAAUGCAUGCCUGGACACUACAAUUUCCACCAAAGGAAAGGCAAAAAUGUAUCCAAGGCUACUCUCACUUAGACAGCGUGGCGUUCGGUAGGGUUGUGGGAAUAUCAAAAAGGAGACCAGUAGAGAGAUCGAGUUGAGUGUUGUCCAUACACAUGGCUCAUGUUUUACUUUUCAUGUUGAAGUCUUUGCCUCUUCGCAAGCGGCACGUAUCAUGAACCACGAGAGUGAGGAGAGAGCGAGAGACAGAGGGAGGUAUUCAAAUGGCUUGUACAGGUUUAGACUAACAGUUUGGCCUUUGGGGUCCCCGUCCGAGUGAGCACAGAGUACUCAUCGCAAGUAAGACAAACAUCUGAAGAAAAUGCCAUUGAACAACCGAGGCAUACUACC